Messenger RNA from Ailuropoda melanoleuca (giant panda), 1545 nucleotides. Its product is annotated as ATP synthase subunit alpha, mitochondrial-like. Gene Ontology annotation, molecular function: ATP binding; proton-transporting ATP synthase activity, rotational mechanism; ADP binding. The record is from RefSeq and is a predicted model, not a curated record. The transcript has 2 exons. The annotation marks the transcript as partial. NCBI's taxonomy places the organism in Eukaryota, Metazoa, Chordata, Mammalia, Carnivora, Ursidae. Gene Ontology annotation, biological process: proton transmembrane transport; proton motive force-driven ATP synthesis.
UUGGCCCGGUCCCUCCCCAGACAUGCCGGCACGGUAUCCAGAAAUGCCCUUGGUGCAGCAUUUGUAACUACAAGAAACCUUCAUGCAUCUGGGACAUGGCUCCAGAAGACCGCUACCGCUGAGGUGUCCUCUAUUUUGGAAGAACGUAUCCUUGGUGCAGAUACCACUGCUAACUUGGAGGAAACUGGGCGCGUGCUUUCCAUUGGGGAUGGUAUUGCACGUGUGUACGGUCUACGCAAUGUGCAGGCAGAGGAGAUGGUGGAAUUCUCUUCUGGGCUGAAAGGUAUGUCCCUUAACUUGGAACCCGACAAUGUAGGAGUUGUGGUGUUUGGCAACGAUAAACUAAUCAAAGAAGGUGACAUCGUGAAGAGGACGGGAGCCAUCGUUGAUGGCCCUCUCGGUAACAAAAUACGCAGAAGAGUUGGUCUGAAGGCACCUGGAAUCAUUCCCAGAAUUUCAGUGCGUGAGCCCAUGCAAACUGGUAUCAAAGCUGUGGAUAGUUUGGUGCCAAUUGGCCGUGGUCAGCGUGAGUUGAUCAUUGGUGACAGACAGACUGGCAAAACUUCAAUUGCUAUUGACACAAUCAUUAACCAGAAAAGAUUCAACGAUGCAACUGAUGAGAAAAUGAAACUGUACUGUAUUUAUGUUGCCAUCGGCCAGAAGAGAUCAACUGUGGCUCAACUAGUCAAGAGACUUACUGAUGCAGAUGCCAUGAAGUACACCAUCGUGGUCUCUGCCACAGCCUCUGAUGCAGCACCUCUUCAGUACCUGGCUCCCUAUUCUGGUUGUUCUAUGGGGGAGUUCUUCAGAGACAAUGGCAAACAUGCGUUGAUCAUCUAUGAUGAUUUAUCCAAACAGGCUGUUGCAUACCGUCAGAUGUCCCUGCUACUGCGUCGUCCUCCAGGUCGUGAGGCUUACCCUGGGGAUGUGUUCUACUUGCACUCCCGUCUCUUGGAAAGGGCAGCUAAAAUGAACGAUCAGUUUGGUGGUGGCUCACUGACAGCUUUGCCUGUCAUUGAAACCCAGGCUGGCGAUGUAUCUGCCUACAUUCCAACAAAUGUGAUCUCCAUCACUGAUGGACAGAUCUUUUUGGAAACUGAAUUGUUCUACAAGGGUAUCCGCCCUGCCAUCAAUGUAGGCCUCUCUGUAUCCCGCGUAGGUUCUGCUGCUCAAACUAAAGCCAUGAAGCAGGUGGCUGGCUCAAUGAAGCUGGAGCUGGCUCAGUACCGUGAGGUUGCAGCUUUUGCACAGUUUGGCUCGGAUCUUGAUGCUGCUACACAACAGUUACUGAAUCGUGGUGUCCGUCUGACUGAACUCCUCAAGCAAGGCCAGUAUGUCCCUAUGGCCAUUGAAGAGCAGGUAACGGUAAUCUAUGCUGGUGUCCGAGGUUUUCUGGACAAAUUGGAUCCUACAAAGAUCACAAAGUUUGAGAGUGCUUUCGUUGCUCACAUCCGCAGCCAGCACCAGGAACUUCUAGCCACAAUCCGGACUGAGGGAAAGAUCUCAGAACCAACUGAUGCCAAGAUGAAGGAGAUUGUUGUGAAC